Molecule: messenger RNA, 1789 nt
Organism: Culex quinquefasciatus (southern house mosquito)
Lineage: Eukaryota; Metazoa; Arthropoda; Insecta; Diptera; Culicidae
Exons: 2
Coding region: 76-1704 (542 amino acids)
Source: RefSeq, a predicted model, not a curated record
UCAAUCAUGGCACUGCUGCAUUAGUUCAAUUGGAUUUUUUUUUUUGAAUUUAUGUGAAACAGGUGAUUAACAAAAAUGGCAGUUCAGUGGCUAGUGGCGUUCGCGAUCAUUAUUGGCGCCUCGGCAAAUGGCGGCGAUUUCGACUUCCGGGCGUUCGAUUUCGGCGACGAAGAUACGGAAUUCUUCGGUGGUUCGUUCGAAAAGUCGUUUAGCGAUCACGAAACGUACUUCCCGACGGACUUUAAUCUGGGCAGUUUGAAUUUGGUGGCGGCCACGCCCAAGUUUGCGCGCAUGUCGACCUACGUCGAUCCGAGUGAGGUCAGGGUGGCGCGGAUUAAGCGGAAGACUGCUUCUGGGGAAGAGGGAGACGAUGAAGAGGACGAGAAUGGCCGGGAUGGGUCUUCCGAGGAAAAAAGCGGUGGAAGUGUGGAUGAUUAUGCCGAUCGGUACGAACAGUUUGUGAGUCGACAUUUCCGAGAUCGGGAUGAACAGAGGAAACAGGAUGAUGCUAACGGUGGCGGCGAUGGUGCCAGCUAUGAGUACCGGUUUGAUUUCGGUCCCUCGGAUGAUUACGAACGGAUCAAGCAGGAAUCGGAAGCGCAGAGUCGUCAGCUGGCGAAGGACCCGAAGAACUGUAAGGCGCGCGAGCAAGAUGGAAUGGUAUGCCACGUGUGUCGCGAUCCGGUCACGGAUACAACGUCGGAAUCGUGCUCGUACGCAACCGCCCCGCAUCACAACAAGUUUGCGUACGUAAAGCAGAAAAACUACAACAGCAAAGAUCACGAAAAGGAACCGGAAGGCGAGUCCGAAGAGGACGAUCGGGAUGUCGAUGAACAACAAGAAGGCAGUGAAGAGGUUACUCAACAGCCUGCCAAACCAAUCAAACGCAAAGAAAACAUACUGGUCAAUCUUCCGCCGAAGCCGAAGGUAACUCCAACCAAGAAACCGGUCGUCCAUCACAAACCAGGUAGCCCCAAGGCGACGGCCAACGGUGGAGGUUACCGCUACCAACCGGUUGACCCUCGGUCCAACAAGGAGCGUCCGCGAUCGGCACCGAUGAUUCAGCAUCCGACGUACUACGACUUUUACACACACUUCUUCCCGGCGGCGGCAGGCCGAAGCAGCGAAAAAAUUCGCCAGCAGCUGCCGGAGCAGGCCGCCAACGGAAGUGACGAGGUGUACGUGCUGCGGAGCAACCCGGACGAAGUGGCCAAGGUGCUGGCGGACUUUGAGAGUCGCGAUUGGUCGAAUUGUAAGAAAGGUAAAAAGAACGACCUCACCUGCUACACCUGCACCGACUCGGACGGCGUUAAACACGAGGAAUGUAUGUACGUUUCAGAGUCCCGCCAAGUUCCGGCCCGAAUCCUGCCAGCGGCCAGCACAACUCAACCAACCGCCACCGAAACCGUCCUGAAACCAACCAAAAAGACUUACCGAGGAAGUCACCCCAGCAAAAAGAAGGUCGACACUUCCCAGGAGCAGAAGAAACCGACCUCGCCCAAGCUGAGGAACAGCAGCGCUGGGAAACCCCAAAAGCUGGUCCAGCUGCUGGAACCGACGCAGCAGGAGCAAACGAGUCCCGAGGAACACCAAACGGUGAAGCGUACCGUUUCGAUCAUGAGUCACGUGGACGAGCGGGGCCCGGCGGUGCGGGGAGGCGGUCGAGUCAUGCACUACGAGCACCAGGUGACGCACACCGUGUAACGUGAUGGUUAUACAUUUAGUAUUUUAAGAGAAAAUAUAGACUUUCCUAUCGUAUUUCUAUUCAUUUCGGGUGCAACUUUUCAUU